Messenger RNA from Acyrthosiphon pisum (pea aphid), 657 nucleotides. RefSeq lists its product as uncharacterized. The coding region runs from base 1 to 657 and encodes 218 amino acids. Lineage: Eukaryota; Metazoa; Arthropoda; Insecta; Hemiptera; Aphididae. The record is from RefSeq and is a predicted model, not a curated record. The transcript has a single exon.
AUGCGGAGCAGGGGCCUAGAGCUGGCUCAUCAGAAGAGCGAGGCGGAGGUGCUUUCCCGGAGGCGGGCGUUUGUCCCACCACGCUUGACGGUCGGCGGCCACCCGAUCCCAUUGCGGAAUGAGAUCAGGUACCUCGGUGUGAUCCUGGACAAGCGUCUAACCUUUGCUGCACACGCGAGCACUGUCGCUGCGAAGGCGGCCCGCACAGCUGCUGCGUUAUCCAGGCUCAUGUCCAACAUGGGUGGAUCGGCUCAGUGGAAGAGGAGGCUGCUCGCGUCUGUUGUGGAAAGCCAGUUGCUGUAUGCUGCUCCCGUAUGGAUCCCUUCCGUUACAGAAGUCGCCAGAACUAGGGCGAUCUUGAUCCGUCCGCAGAGGACCGCCGCCUUGAGGGUAAUUCGGUCCUACCGCACCGUGUCGGACGAGGCCGCCUUGGUCUUGGCCUGCAUGCCGCCCGUUGAUCUGCUUGGACUGGAGAGGCAGUACAUCGGAUCCCGUCUGCACGCCGCAAUGGAGCCUGGUGAACAACGGCCUUCCAAGGAGGCCGUGAAACGUGAGGCAAGAGAAAUUACGAUCGCCCGCCCUGGCAGGCAAGAUGGCACGCUACCCCGAAGGCAGCCUGGACGCGUCGAGUCAUCCCUGACCUGGCUAGAUGGCUAG